This is a messenger RNA of Neopelma chrysocephalum (saffron-crested tyrant-manakin), 1292 nucleotides long. It is a transcript of the gene TCP10L2, whose product is annotated as t-complex 10 like 2. Gene Ontology annotation, cellular component: nucleus; centriole; centrosome. Gene Ontology annotation, biological process: centriole elongation; cilium assembly. Gene Ontology annotation, molecular function: tubulin binding. The record is from RefSeq and is a predicted model, not a curated record. NCBI's taxonomy places the organism in Eukaryota, Metazoa, Chordata, Aves, Passeriformes, Pipridae.
CCUUUGGAUCCCGUAAUUCAAAAUUUCACCACAUCUUCAAAAGUAAUUAACAUCAUCUAGUAACUGCCCUAGAUGCUAUGUGCCAGAUGUCAAUUAACUUAAGACUCCUUUAUGCUGCCAGACUGCAAAGAGCACUCAUGGCAAUGGUAAAUUGGAAUUGCAACAUCCGGAAUAGCCCUUAGUUACAUAGAUAGCAUUACCUAAGAGCUAAAGGCCAUGUAAUUUGUCUCGGAAGAGUCACUCUAGCUAAUAUAGGUACCUUUCUUCGUAAAUCAGUAACCCAAUAUUCAGAGAUAGUUCUCCUCUCUGUUCUUGUGUUUAUUUUCUCCAUUUUGUACAGUGUAAUUUUGCCAGAAUGCACUCUUGUCACUUCAUUUUUGGACUUCCUUUUUGCCACCUUUAGCUUUGCAAACUGAAGAUAAUCCUCCAAAAUCAAUAUUAUCUAGAAGGUCAAUGUUGCAUCAAGAAAGAAGAAAGAGUGAGGAAGAGGUGCAGGAAAAAAUAGAGUAUUGUGAUGGAAAGGUAGAAGAGGUGCUUACUGAUGGACGCCGAAUCCUCACUUUCCGCAAUGGUACUAAAAAAGAGAUUAGUGUUGAUAGAAGGACAACAACGAUUAGCUUUUCCAAUGGAGAUGUGAAGAAGAUCAUGCCAGAUCAGAGAGUGAUUUAUUAUUAUGCAGAUGCACAGACAACCCACACUGCUUAUCCAGAUGGCCUGAAGGUGCUGCAGUUCCCUAAUAAUCAGAUAGAAAAACAUUAUCCCAAUGGCACACAAGAAAUUGUGUUCCCAGAUCACACAGUGAAGUGCCUCUAUAGUGAUGGACUGAAGGAACUUUUCCCAGAUGGCACAGUAGUAAAAGUAGAAAAGAAUGGAGAUAAAAUAGUGAUAUUCAGUAAUGGCCAGAAGGAGAUUCACACUGCACAAUUCAAGAGGCGGGAGUACACAGAUGGCACCGUGAAAACUGUGUACUGCAACGGCAGACGGGAAACCGAGUACUCCACUGGACGAGUUCAAAUCAAAGAUGAGGAGGGUAAUCUCAUCCUAGAUAAGAAGUGAUUCCUUCCCGCAAAGGGCUGCGCUGUAUGUAUGUAGCUCAAUCCAUUUUCUUGGCAGGUCAGAACUGUUAGGAAGAUUUAACUUGUGAAAAGGACUGGAUGGAUCUGUAAGGUUGAAAAUUACUUUGGCUGAGUGACUGGCUUAGAUUGGAAUAACCUUACCUGAAUGUAAUGUCUCUUGAGUGAGACUUGAAUGAGAUGCGGUCAUGCACUCUUUGUGUAUGCAACAUUAAAAUA